Penicillium taxi is the source of this 762-nucleotide messenger RNA. RefSeq names its product Sec63 complex subunit SEC66. The record is from RefSeq and is a predicted model, not a curated record. Gene Ontology annotation, cellular component: Sec62/Sec63 complex. NCBI's taxonomy places the organism in Eukaryota, Fungi, Ascomycota, Eurotiomycetes, Eurotiales, Aspergillaceae. Gene Ontology annotation, biological process: post-translational protein targeting to membrane, translocation. The transcript is spliced from 3 exons. Bases 1 to 762 code for a protein of 253 amino acids.
AUGGUGGACUGGCUAAGUCUUGCCGUUCCUCUAGCCUAUCUAGGCAUCUUGAUAGGCUCUCUCGCUACAUUUUCUUCUCUAUACCGCAAGCGCAAGGCCCGCAAAUCUAACUCUUUGGAGCCAUGGUUCCCUGCUCAUCUCCAACGUGAUAUCUACUUUUCCCUCCUUCACAUCGACCCUCCACCCCAAAAAGAGAAAGAGAAAAGGGUACCCGCUAUUCCAGACUCUGUUCUCAAGGCCGCCCUUCUACGCCGCGCUGUCGAAGAUAUCAAGCGUGUUCUCGCCCUACGCAGCCAGAAACAGGCACUAUCUGUACUGCUUCAGCGCGGCAGUGUUGGCGAUGACCUUUGGCAACGAUUCUUGCGCGCCGAGAAAGAGAUGGAAGAAGAGGUGAAGGAUGUUGUUGCUGAGGCAAAUGCCUACGUUCCCAACUGGGGCCAAAUCAUAUUCCAAUCAGCCAACGAGAUGAUGAACAAUGACCUCUACCGCCAAAGAAUGUCUGAGCACCAGGACAAAGUUUCCGAAGAGCGCAAGUGGUGGGAUAAUAAGAAGGCCAGUGUUCAAGAGAGCUUCAUGAAGGAAUUGAACGAUGAGAAGACUGGCUCUAGUGCAGCUUCUAAGGCCCCGGAAUCUAUCUCUCCAGCUGCACCUACAUCGAUCGCACAGGCUAGUGAUGAUGAGCCAGUAUUGGUUGAAGCAGAGGCGUCAGCGCCUGGUUCCCCACCUGGUAGCAAAAAGAAGAAGAGCAAGGGAAAGAAAUAG